UCCGCCUCCUUUCGCUGCUUGCGAGUCAGGGCGCGGGCGCGGGCAAACCUCCCUCUGCCUCCUCCAGCCCGGCGGCGCGCGCACGCACUGGCGUGCACACACACACAUACACACACGCACACCCAGGCACGGCAGGAAAGGCAGCGAGCGCCCCGGCUGCCCCUGCCUCCUUCCUAGCCACCCGCCCCUCUGCUCUCCUCUGGCCGCCGCCGCCUGUCCGUGCGCCUCUUGGCCGCAGAGCAGCUGCACCGGCCUCGGGCCCCGCCUGUCCCUCCCUGGCCACUGGGGAGGCGGCGAGAGCCAAGCAGCCCCGCAGCAGCCGGGUGGGGAGAAAGACUCUCUUCUCCCAGGAGCGCCUCCUCCUCCGCGCCCCAUUUCUCCGGGCGGAAACAUGGCAGAUAAUCUAAGCGAUGCCUUGAAGAAGCUGAAGAUAACAGCUGUUGACAGCACAGCUGAUAGCUUGGAGGGGUGCUUGGACUGUCUGCUUCAAGCUCUGGCUCAAAACAAUACAGAGACAAGUGAAAAAAUCCAGAAAAGUGGGAUCCUCCAAGUGUUUGCAAGUCUGUUGACUCCGCAGUCCUCCUGCACUGCAAAAAUAGCUAACGUCAUAGCAGAAGUAGCCAAAAAUGAAUUUAUGAGGAACCCGUGUGUGGAUGCUGGCUUGAUCCCACCUCUGGUGCAGCUCUUAAACUGCAAAGACCAGGACGUGCUUCUUCAAACAGGACGUGCCUUGGGCAACAUAUGCUACGACAGCCAUGAGGGCAGAAGCGCAGUUGACCAUGCAGGUGGGGCAGAGAUUGUAAUAGACCAUUUAAGGUCACUGUGCAGUAAAACAGAUCCAGCCAGUGAGAAGCUCAUGACUGUCUUUUGUGGCAUGCUGAUGAACUAUAGCAAUGAGAAUGAUACCCUACAAUCUCAGCUCAUCAACAUGGGAGUUAUCCCUACGUUAGUGAAAUUGUUGGGCAUUCAUUGCCAAAAUUCGGCUUUGACUGAAAUGUGCCUUGUUGCGUUUGGCAAUUUAGCAGAACUUGAAUCAAGCAAAGAGCAAUUCGCCUACACAAACAUUGCUGAAGAGCUUGUGAAACUGUUCAAAAAGCAAAUAGAACAUGACAAGAAGGAGAUGAUAUUUGAAGUUUUGGCUCCUUUGGCAGAAAAUGAUAUCAUUAAGCUACAGCUGGUUGAAGCAGGCCUGGUGGAGUGUCUACUUGAGAUAGUCCAAAAGACCGUGGACAGUGACAAAGAGGACGACAUUGCUGAGCUCAAAACUGCCUCUGAUCUUAUGGUUCUACUACUGCUGGGAGAUGAAUCAAUGCAAAAACUAUUUGAAGGAGGAAAAGGAAGUGUUUUCCAAAGGGUGCUUUUGUGGAUCCUAUCUAAUAGCCAUCAGCUGCAGCUUGCAGGAGCACUGGCGAUUGCAAAUUUUGCUAGAAACGAUGGAAACUGUAUCCAUAUGGUGGAUAAUGGCAUCGUUCAGAAGCUGAUGGACCUCCUGGACAGGCACGUAGAGGAUGGCAAUGUUACCGUGCAGCAUGCAGCACUGAGCGCGCUCCGAAACCUUGCUAUUCCUGUUGUAAAUAAGGCGAAGAUGCUGUCAGCUGGCGUGGCAGAAGCCGUUUUGAAAUUUCUCAGAUCCGAGAUGCCCCCUGUUCAGUUCAAGCUGCUGGGGACGUUAAGAAUGUUAAUAGAUGCACAAGCAGAAGCUGCUGAACAACUGGGGAAGAACGUGAAGCUGGUUGAACGGCUGGUGGAGUGGUGUGAAGCCAAGGACCAUGCAGGUGUGAUGGGAGAAUCAAACAGACUACUCUCUGCUCUUAUACGACACAGCAAAUCAAAAGAUGUAAUUAGGACCAUUGUUCAGAGCGGCGGUAUUAAGCAUUUAGUUACCAUGGCAACUAGCGAACACGUAAUAAUGCAGAAUGAGGCUCUUGUCGCCUUGGCGCUAAUAGCAGCUCUAGAACUAGCCACAGCAGAGAAGGAUCUUGAAAGUGCUCAGUUAGUGCAGAUUCUACACAGGCUGCUUUCGGAUGAGAGGAGCGCACCAGAAAUCAAGUACAAUUCCAUGGUGCUGAUCUGUGCUCUUAUGGGAUCAGAACUCCUUCACAAGGAAGUGCAGAGCCUGGCCUUUCUAGACGUCGUAUCAAAACUCCGCAGCCACGAGAACAAAACGGUCGCCCAGCAGGCUUCCCUCACAGAGCAGAGACUCGCCGUGGAAAGCUGAGGAAAGGGGUACCCGCGCUCCCACCUAGCAUCGCGUCACAGAUUUCACCUCUCGUCCUGUCCUGCUGCGUUUCUCCCACCCACUGUGUCACUUGUGCAUGCAUGUAACAUUCCCACACGGAUCGAACUGCUGUAGGUACCUCUCUCUCCACAAGCGAGAUUUCUAUAAACCCAUAGCCAGUCACCAUCAACAUGGAUCCUGUCUCUCUUACACACAAACACGAAAUGUCUCCUAGCCCUGUUAAUUGUUCUACAUGUAUUCUCGUUGCUUGAGCCACAUAGUAGAAUGUGCAUGUUGUAGUCCUAUAAUGAUGUAAAAAAGAGAGAGAAAAAGACGUGGUACUACUACAUCAACGACUCCUUCCCCUCGUACCCCUAACUCCGUAACAAGUGUACUGCUAACUUAGGGACAAAGCACAGGAGGCAGCAAGGCCGGGCUGGACUACCAGGGGUUUCAGAAAAUGGGGAGGGAGCCUCUUUGGGGAAGGGAGUCUUGCUGCUCACUCACUGGUCUUGCAUAUUAAUGUCAACCUCAUGGUACCUAGAGGUAAACAAAUAAACUCCAGUGCGCUCACACUUUA
Messenger RNA from Podarcis raffonei (Aeolian wall lizard), 2798 nucleotides. RefSeq names its product Rap1 GTPase-GDP dissociation stimulator 1 (gene RAP1GDS1). The transcript has 15 exons. Gene Ontology annotation, molecular function: guanyl-nucleotide exchange factor activity; protein binding. Bases 392 to 2218 code for a protein of 608 amino acids. Gene Ontology annotation, biological process: positive regulation of GTPase activity. Gene Ontology annotation, cellular component: cytosol. Lineage: Eukaryota; Metazoa; Chordata; Lepidosauria; Squamata; Lacertidae. The record is from RefSeq and is a predicted model, not a curated record.